UUAUGCCUGGAAAGACUAGAGGAGCCGCCUUAUGUACUUCCAACCUAACUACAAUUAGCCUUUCUCUUUUGCCCCUUUGCACCUCCAUUGCUUUUCCUUCAGGAGUUGACCAUCAGCCCAAGCAAUGCCUAGGACACCUAGAAUGUAUGUAUGCUAAUCUCCAUUUUCAGACUCAGCUUGCCCAACAACAGAUGGCUAUUUUGGAAAAUUUACAAGCAUCCAUUACAUAACUGGCUCCUGGGAAGGAAAACCAGAACUCUACUCUCCCAGUCUUAUCUCACAACCUGUUUUUAAGUCACCUGCCCCAAUUCAGUAAAUGA
This is a messenger RNA of Talpa occidentalis (Iberian mole), 320 nucleotides long. RefSeq names its product TSSK6 activating cochaperone (gene TSACC). The record is from RefSeq and is a predicted model, not a curated record. The transcript has a single exon. Gene Ontology annotation, molecular function: protein-folding chaperone binding. Gene Ontology annotation, cellular component: cytoplasm. Lineage: Eukaryota; Metazoa; Chordata; Mammalia; Eulipotyphla; Talpidae.